This is a messenger RNA of Ixodes scapularis (black-legged tick), 687 nucleotides long. Its product is annotated as THAP domain-containing protein 1 B. NCBI's taxonomy places the organism in Eukaryota, Metazoa, Arthropoda, Arachnida, Ixodida, Ixodidae. The record is from RefSeq and is a predicted model, not a curated record. The transcript is spliced from 2 exons. Bases 59 to 562 code for a protein of 167 amino acids.
AGCCAUCUUACUAUCCUUCAAGCGUCAAAUGUGAUAGUUGGAGGCAGUGGUUGGAGGCAUGUCGUGUUCUGUACUUUCCUGUCAGAACUACCGCGGUAGGAACCGUGAGAGUCGCAAAGGGAAGUCGACGACUUAUCACUCGUUUCCACGAAGUCGACCAGAGAUCUAUCAACAGUGGGUGACCAAUGUCCGGAGAGGAACCUGGCAGCCGUCCGUGAACAAUGUGGUUUGCUCGGACCAUUUUGAAGAAGACUGCUUCGACAGGACUGGACAAACCGUGCGCUUGAGAGCGGAUGCUAUCCCCACGAAAAACCUGGGCAGGGUAAUAUAUCUUUUGGCUUUAGAAAAUGCGGUCAAUGUAUCCAUAGCCAUAGACUGUACAUGGCUUGCAUUCACGUCACAUCAGCCGCCGUUGCUCCGUGCCAUGCUCCUUUGCCUGUACCUUCCGAAACAUCUUAUGUUGGUCCCCUCUUCGCAGCUUCUGUCUUGGGUUUUAGAAAUGUGUAUCUGUAUAGAACAGUGGGUCUCAACCAUUGAUGAUUUGCGGACCCCUUGUAGAUAGGCGGAGAUGAUGGAGGACCUCACUCUGGGUGAGGGAAAUAUAAAGGUAUAGGUUAAUCAUGAUAAUGAUUUAUUAAAUGAAUAAAACUAAUUGCUAGUGUGAAGUAGACUUAUCCCAUUGACAAA